Messenger RNA from Theileria equi strain WA, 1435 nucleotides. Its product is annotated as actin, putative. The coding region runs from base 35 to 1435 and encodes 466 amino acids. The transcript has 2 exons. Gene Ontology annotation, cellular component: NuA4 histone acetyltransferase complex; SWI/SNF complex. Gene Ontology annotation, biological process: regulation of transcription by RNA polymerase II. Gene Ontology annotation, molecular function: chromatin binding. NCBI's taxonomy places the organism in Eukaryota, Apicomplexa, Aconoidasida, Piroplasmida, Theileriidae. The record is from RefSeq and is a predicted model, not a curated record.
AAAGACAGUUAAAAUGCUUUAAGGGUUUAUAAUCAUGGAAAAACCUUUGAUUCUCGACUAUGGUACCGUAUCAUUUCGAGUAGGAAGGGCUGGAGAUAAGAAUCCCAGCUUCCUGGUACCCCCAGUGAUAGGAAAACCCUUGAUGAGGGAUUCCAAGGGCGAAAUUUGUGGCUUUAAUGGAGGAUGUGGGAGUAAUCCGCUGGAAUAUACGAUUUUUCCCUUGAAUCCUCGUGACAAACACGACAACGUCGUCCCUAUUCCUGCAAUCACCUACGGUAACAACGGAUUUGAAGUUGAUGAAAAGGUCCUCGAGAGAAUGCUUGAUGGUUGUAUGGGUGUAAAGGGCAUGGAUGAAGGUUUACAUGAAGCUUCUGUGAUUGUUUCUGAGCCCAGUCUGCAUAAUACCAAGUUCCGUGAAACAUUUGCAGAGAUCCUUUCAGAAACUUUCAAGGUGGAAAACUUGUUUCUUUGCAAAAGAUCUGCAUUGACAUGUUAUGCAAGUGCGUCGACGAGUGGUAUAGUAGUAGAUGUUGGCGGUUCUUCUACCAAUAUAUCACCUGUGGUUGAGGGAUACACUAUACAAGAAUCAGUUAGAGAGGAACCUAUAGGUGGAUCUUUGAUAGAUUGUAUAUUUUACUCAUACUUGUCUUCAAUUGGAAUAACAAUAAGGCCCUCUUAUGAGUAUUGUAAAUCUAGUACCGCAGAAAAUGCGUCAGCUGAAACGGACAAAACACAAAAGGACUCAGAGGUCAAAAAUGUCACAAUUCGCAAACUCCCAUUUGUACAUGCGGAUUACUACCGCUGGUCCACUCUAUACUCUACUUCUGUUCUUAAAGAGACUUGCAUAAUCUUUAACGAUAGUAUUAAUAUUGUUCCCCCAACCGAUCAGUCAUAUUGUUUUGCGUUGCCGGAUGGCAACUUUUUGGAUGUAGAACAAAGUAAAUCUCUUUGUGGCAUCUUUUGUAGUUGCAUAUUUAAUCAAAAGAAGUUUUUGAAUGCAAAAAAUGACCUUGAUAAGAUAAAAUUAUCUAAGCCUGCGUUUGGCUCGAACUCUGAUGAUUUAAAUCUGGAAAGCAUACUAGGCAAAAGUUCCGGACUUAGUAAUAUGUUAAUUGAUUCAUGGAACUCAUUGUCCAGUGUUGGAUCGGGGGUCGAUCUUAUUGGUAUCUAUGAUCGUAUAAUCUUCACUGGAGGGUGCACUAGACACCCUGCACUCGUACCAAUUCUUCAAAGAGAUUUUGAUGGAUUUUUAAAAACAAACAAGAGUGAAUAUUAUCCCACAUAUAUGAGUAUUGGUGGGAAUGAACAACAGUAUAGUAGCUUUAUAGGAGCAUCUAUUCUAGCAUCCCUAGGAGGCUUUGGAAACUUUUGCAUUUCUAGAGCUGACAUCCAAGAACAUGGCACAAUCAGGUCUUUGAACAGAAAGUGCCCAUAA